UUUUGUUCAUUCAGUCCACCUCGAACCACCUCAGAGAAAAUGAUCAAAGCUUUGACUUUGUUGGCUGCUGUGGCCACGGCUUCCGCUAUUCCUUCUUAUUACUUAAGAGCUUCUUCAUGUCAGGAAGCUGAGAAUGUGACCUUGUGUGAGGUUGAUCUCAAAGUCUGCAAGGACCUCUUCACAGGCGGCAGGGAAGAACAGGAUAGAAGAGACAUCUACAAGAAAUGCCUCGACAAAAAUGGCUCUGGCCAACUCCUGGACGUGGACCCCGAGAUCCUCUUCAGCCCCACAGGACUGGAGGCUCUUUCGCUGUUCGGUUCCGAGGAGAAGCACGAGGCUCUGAAGCAGUGCGUCCUUCGUGAGCGGGGAGAGCUGAAACCCGACGGAACAGUCGACCCGCAGCCUUUCUUGGACAGACUGACUCUCGCCCUUAACGACACUCGUCCUGACAUCCUCGAGCGCCUUCUUUACACCGCAGAGUCAUGUUCGGUCGAAAACUUUUCCCAGGUCGAUGACUGGAAGACGUGCGUCCUCUCGGGCUGCGUCCGCCAAGACCUCCCGACUCCUGUGCCCACAACUGUUGACCCUCAGGAGGAGUGAAGCGCCAACUGUUCUUCGUUUCUGUUGCAACAAAACCUAUUUCUAAUACGGAUUGUGAUGUAAAAUAUUUGAAAGUGUUAUGGUUUAUUUGUGACAGUGAUAUAAAUAAAAAAUACUUGUG
Molecule: messenger RNA, 721 nt
Organism: Penaeus indicus
Lineage: Eukaryota; Metazoa; Arthropoda; Malacostraca; Decapoda; Penaeidae
Exons: 7
Coding region: 40-600 (186 amino acids)
Source: RefSeq, a predicted model, not a curated record